This is a messenger RNA of Orycteropus afer afer, 696 nucleotides long. Its product is annotated as protocadherin-11 X-linked-like. The coding region runs from base 1 to 696 and encodes 231 amino acids. NCBI's taxonomy places the organism in Eukaryota, Metazoa, Chordata, Mammalia, Tubulidentata, Orycteropodidae. The record is from RefSeq and is a predicted model, not a curated record. The transcript is spliced from 2 exons.
AUGGCCACCACGUCUGCAGAAGUGACUAUUCAACCAACUGUGGAAGAGGCUUCUGACAACUGCACUCAAGAAUGUCUCAUCCUAGGCCACUCUGAUGCCUGCUGGAUGCCAGCUUCUCUGACCCAUUCCAGCUCUUCACAAGCACAGGUCUCUUCUCUACGCCACAGCCCACCUCUGAUACAAGCCUCUGCUCACCACCACAGCCCUCCAGUGACACAAACCAUUGCUCUUUGCCAUAGCCCUCCAGUGACCCGGGCUAUCACACUGUGCCACAGCCCUCCACCAGCACAGGCCUCUUCUCUCCACCACAGUCCUCCUCUAUCACAGGCUACUGCACUUCAUCACAGCUCACCAUCAGCACAAGCCUCAGCCCUCUGCUACAGCCCUCCUUUGGCACAGGCUGCUCCAACCCACCGCACCCCUCCUAUGCCACGAAUUGCUGCCCUCCAUCACAGCCCUGCACAGCCACCAAUUGGUUUGCAGCAGAAUUGGGUUCAAGGUGCUGGACCUGAUGGGCUACGUUCUUUUGAUCAGGGAGGGCAAGGUAGUGCAAGAUCUCAGUUUUACACCAUGUCUGAAGGACUUCUUCCCAGUGAUGAUUCAAUUAAAGUUAUUCCUCUGACCACCUUUACUCCAGGCCAACAAGCCAGACCCCCUAGGGGUGAUUCCCCCAUUAUGGACGAACAUCCCUUAUAA